Molecule: messenger RNA, 1986 nt
Organism: Penicillium angulare
Lineage: Eukaryota; Fungi; Ascomycota; Eurotiomycetes; Eurotiales; Aspergillaceae
Product: putative phenol monooxygenase
Exons: 5
Coding region: 1-1986 (661 amino acids)
Molecular function (GO): FAD binding
Source: RefSeq, a predicted model, not a curated record
AUGCCUGUCUUCACCGAAUAUGCGUCGGCCUCACGCGAGCUCCGUGUAUUGCCUUCUUUCGCACCUCCACUACCACGUCUGACAUCUACUGCGCCGGUCGAUACCAAGACAGAGCGGUAUGAGGUUGUCGUUGUCGGAGCUGGGCCAGCAGGCCUGAUGCUUGAUCUUCUGCUAGCACGAUAUGGACUAAGCGACGACUCACUCCUGUGCAUUGACUCGAAGCCCACUGCACUUAAAUCGGGUCAAGCAGAUGGUCUACAGCCUCGCACACUUGAGACGUUGAAAUCACUUGGUCUGGCAGACGAAAUCCUGACGGAAGGUUGUCAGAUGUGGCAGGUCGCAUUUUGGAAUCCUUCAGAUGACAAGAACAAGGUCAUUGAGCGCACAUCGCUCAUUCCGGAUGUCGCUGUUCCGGCACGGUAUCCACACGAAGUCACCAUUCAUCAAGGUCGGAUUGAACGAAUCCUGGAAACAGACCUGCUACGAUACUCAAAGCGAGGUGUCCAGCGAGACACGAAACUCAUUGAUGUAAAGAUCGACGAAAGCGACGCGGAGUAUCCCGUGCUCGCGGAAAUCGAAACUGACGGCCAGCGACGAUCAGUCCGCUCCAAGUACCUCGUUGGAGCAGAUGGUGCGCACUCAAUGGUCCGACGCUGCAUGGGACUGAAACUAGAAGGCGAAUCACUCGAUCAUAUCUGGGGUGUCGUGGACUUGAUUGUUGACACGGACUUUCCCGACAUCAGAAAGCGAUGCGCGAUACAUUCGCCUGCUGGCUCGGUGAUGGUCAUUCCGCGAGAACGGAUCGCGACAGGCGACUACUUGACUCGAUUGUAUGUUCAGGUACCAGGUGAUGUUGAUCCGGAUAGUGACCAGCAGCCGGAGAAUGGGUCAAAUGGGACAAAUAUACCACCCGUGGGAGAUGCUCGGGCGCGACGAAGUGAGGUGACCGAGAAGGCAAUUUUUGAGAAUGCGGCAGCAGCGUUUAAGCCUUAUUACAUUCGACCUAAGACAGAUGAUGCGGUGGAUUGGUGGGCUGCGUAUCAAAUUGGACAGCGAGUUGCCGAUGAGUUUUCGGUGAAGGAUUCCAAGGGUGUAAACCGGGUAUUUAUUGCUGGAGAUGCAUGUCAUACACACAGCCCGAAGGCUGGACAGGGAAUGAAUGUCUCAAUGAUGGACUCCUAUAACCUAGCCUGGAAACUGGCAUACGCCAUCCACGGCCUAACCCCCGCAUCUGCUGCUCAGCAAGUAGAUCCCAUCUUGGAAACAUACAACACCGAACGUCACACUAUCGCCCAACAACUGAUCGAUUUCGAUCGCGCAUUUUCAUCAAUGUUCUCCGGGAAGAUCGGUGCAUCUCAAGAUGGCACGAGUGAAUUGACCCACGAUGAAUUCCUCAAGGUAUUCAGCCGCGGCAACGGAUUCACCAGCGGCUGUGGAAUCGAAUAUACCGAGAAUAUGACUGUGGUCCGUGACCUUGAUAAUGGGUCGAAUCCAAUCAACGGGACAAACUACCUAUCAGGCAUCUUACGCCCAGGAAGAAGAUUGCUGAAUGUGCGCCUUGUUCGACACGCCGAUGGUUACCGGCGCGAUUUACAAGAUGACUUCAUUUCGACUGGCCGCUUCCGUAUUCUUUGUUUGACUUCCUCAGAUCUGCUAAAUCACCAGGGUACUUCUGCGCAGGCACUCGCUGCCCUUGGAUCUAUCAUUCCUCAGUUCCCUGAGUCCGUUCUCGAGCAGGUGGUUAUUCACCCGCGACUGCCUCGGGAAUUCAUGUGGAAUGACAUUCCAGGAGAGGUGAAGAAGUAUUCUGAGAUGUCAUUUUAUAGUGGAUAUGAGCUGGAUGAUGUAUAUGGUAUUUAUGGUGUUGAUCCAAAUCGUGGUGCAGUUGCUAUUGUUCGACCUGAUGGGUACAUUGGUAUAACUUCGGACCUGGGCGAUGUCAAGCGCGUGGAGAAAUAUCUGAGGACUCUGAUUCGAACAGUUUAG